Messenger RNA from Aegilops tauschii subsp. strangulata, 983 nucleotides. Its product is annotated as probable glutathione S-transferase GSTU1. Gene Ontology annotation, cellular component: cytoplasm. Gene Ontology annotation, biological process: glutathione metabolic process. The record is from RefSeq and is a predicted model, not a curated record. Gene Ontology annotation, molecular function: glutathione transferase activity. Lineage: Eukaryota; Viridiplantae; Streptophyta; Magnoliopsida; Poales; Poaceae.
UGAGAGCACACAAUUACACCACAACACACACACACGGAAACAAACAGUGUUCCUGCAUCUCCAAAGCAGCGGAAGGAUAGGAUAAUGGCCGGUGAGAAGAAGGGGCUGGUGCUGCUGGACUUCUGGGUGAGCCCGUUCGCGCAGCGCUGCCGCAUUGCGCUGGCCGAGAAGGGCCUGGCCUGCGAGUCCCUGGAGCAGGAGCUGCUGGGCGACAAGAGCGACCUCCUCCUCGGCUCCAACCCGGUCCACAAGAAGGUCCCCGUGCUCCUCCACGACGGCCGCGCCGUCUGCGAGUCCCUCGUCAUCCUCGAGUACAUCGAGGACGCCUUCCCGGGCGCGGCCCCGCGGCUCCUCCCCGCCGACCCGCACGCGCGCGCGCAGGCGCGGUUCUGGGCCGACUACGUCGACAAGCGGGUGUACAGCUGCGGGACGCGGCUGUGGAAGCUCAAGGGGGAGGGGCGCGCGGCGGCGCGGGCCGAGAUGCUGGAGACGCUCCGGACGCUGGACGCCGAGCUCGGGGACAGGGCGUUCUUCGGCGGUGAGGCGUUCGGGUUCGUGGACGUCGCGCUCAUACCGCUCACGUCGUGGUUCUACAGCUACGAGAAGCACGGCGGGUUCAGCGUCGAGGAAGAGUGCCCGGGGCUGGCGGAGUGGGCGCGGCGGUGUGGGGAGAGAGAGAGCGUGGCCAAGGUCCUGACGCCACCGGAGGAGGUGCACGACUUCAUCUGCCUGCUCAAGAAGCACUACGGCGUCGAGUAGCGCUGAUCGAUCACGAUCAGCCGGCUGGUGGAUGCGUGGCGAACUGUUUGCUUUCGUGGAGUUUGGCUCGAGUCUGCUCUUGUUUGUGUUUAAUUUGAGUCUUAAUGCCAUUUGUCUCGUGUUCUACUUCCAAGAUGUUGUCCAAUGUAUUUGCCUAUUUGGGACCCCCAUGUAUGUGAGGGACUUCAAAAUGUUUUGCUCAAGAAAAUUGCUUUAUUAAUUAA